UUAGUGAGCUGCACUGGAUCCCACUCAGGCUCCACACUUGCAAACUAUGCAGCAGGCAUUCAAGCAUUGCACAUUGUGCACAGGUGUAGAUGGGACAUCUAUGAGCAGGAAUACAAGGCCAUCCUAGAAGGCACCACAAGACUAGCCCCCACUUCAUCCAAAUGCCCCCACAGAGCCCCAUUUACUACAGAUACCCUCAAACUUCUACACAGAAUGGUAGACAGAAACAACCCACAUGAUGCAGCAAUUUAUUCCUGUCUGGUGGUAACCUUCUACUGCAUUGCCAGACUGGGAAAAUUCACCAUCUCAUCCAUCUGA
This is a messenger RNA of Pisolithus orientalis, 318 nucleotides long. RefSeq lists its product as uncharacterized. The transcript has a single exon. The record is from RefSeq and is a predicted model, not a curated record. The annotation marks the transcript as partial. NCBI's taxonomy places the organism in Eukaryota, Fungi, Basidiomycota, Agaricomycetes, Boletales, Pisolithaceae.